AAAAUGGCUCCCGUCAAGGCUAACACUGCUGCUGUCAAGAAGUCCAAGUUCAUCAUUGAUUGCUCUGGUCCUGCCAACGACAAGAUCUUUGAUGCUGCUGCUUUCGAAAAGUACCUUCACGACCGUAUCAAGGUUGAUGGUCGUACCAACAACCUCGGUGAAGCCGUUACCAUCUCUCGCUCUGCUGACAACAAGAUCACCGUUGUUGCCAACAUUGCUUUCUCCAAGCGUUACCUCAAGUACUUGACCAAGAAGUUCUUGAAGAAGAACCAAAUCCGUGACUGGCUCCGUGUUAUUGCCACUGACAAGCAAACCUUCGAACUUCGUUACUUCAACAUCGCUAACGAUGAAGAAGCUGAAGACGAAGAAUAAAUUACUUAUUCUCAAUCCAUGUAUUUAUUCUAGAAUAAUAAAAAACCUUUUUUUGUUGU
This is a messenger RNA of Gilbertella persicaria, 431 nucleotides long. Its product is annotated as ribosomal protein L22e. The record is from RefSeq and is a predicted model, not a curated record. Bases 4 to 372 code for a protein of 122 amino acids. The transcript has a single exon. Gene Ontology annotation, cellular component: ribosome. Gene Ontology annotation, molecular function: RNA binding; structural constituent of ribosome. Lineage: Eukaryota; Fungi; Mucoromycota; Mucoromycetes; Mucorales; Choanephoraceae. Gene Ontology annotation, biological process: cytoplasmic translation.